Messenger RNA from Acanthamoeba castellanii str. Neff, 807 nucleotides. RefSeq lists its product as uncharacterized. Lineage: Eukaryota; Discosea; Longamoebia; Acanthamoebidae. Gene Ontology annotation, cellular component: cortical cytoskeleton. Gene Ontology annotation, biological process: parallel actin filament bundle assembly; actin crosslink formation. The record is from RefSeq and is a predicted model, not a curated record. Gene Ontology annotation, molecular function: actin filament binding. The coding region runs from base 1 to 807 and encodes 268 amino acids. The transcript is spliced from 4 exons.
AUGGCCGUCCGAGCGUCGAGAGAGGAGUUGUACACUAAGUUCAAGGAGGCCGCCGCCCUGCCGGUGGACGACCAGGCCAAGGUCUUCCUGCGCGCCUUCGCCGUCGAUUUCCAGGGCGCCUUCGAGGAGGUCCUCGACGUCGCCAACGAGUGGAAGAAAUAUGGCGGCGGCGGCAUGGUGGACGAGUUCCAGGCCCAUCUCUUUCUGGAGAAGCGCGGCGAGACGCUCACGGUGGCGGCCCUGCGCGAGAAGCUGAAGGUGGAGGUCGACAUCGAGAAGAACCGCCAGGUGGCCUUCAUCGAGUACGCCCUGUGGAAGUGGGGCAAGAAGCUCGUCGACAUGUUCUUCCCCGACGUGCCCGUCGAUCCCGCCGCGCUGGCCGCGCUCGAGAAGGCCAUCGACGACUACCAGAAGGUCUUGGCGGUGAGGGCUGCGAGGGACCAGAAAAUGGCCGAGCUGGAGGCGACGGCGGCGCUGGGCGGCGUGAAGGGCAUGGCCGCCAAGGCCCAGCUCGAGCAGAUGAAGUCCGAGGACCUGCUGGAGCAGAACCGCCGCGAGGUCACCUCCGCCGCCAACAAGCGCAAGGCCCAGAGGGUGGUGGAUGAUGUGGAAACGCGCAGGAAGGAGGAGGAGCGGAAGAGAGAGGAGACCCUCAAGCUCGAGCAGGCGCGUCUGGCCGAGGAGAAGAAGCGCAAGGAGGAGGAAGAGGCCCGCGCCAAGGAGGAGUCUCGCAGGCGCCUCAAGAGAAGGCCUCGCUCUGGGGCAACUAGGCUCCUGUUUGGCUCAUGCCACCCAUGUACACUGUGA